AUGGGAGAGCUUUACGUGUGCUCCGUUCUGGUGACUGGGGCCAACCGGGGAAUCGGCCUGGGGAUUGUCCGGCAGUUCCUGGGGCUGCCAAACCCACCCAAGUGGGUCUUCGCGGCUUGUCGGGACCCCAAGGGACAGCGAGCGCAGGAGUUACAGAAUUUGGCCUCCAAGCACCCCAACCUGGUCAUCAUCCCUCUCGAAGUCACCGAUCCCGCCAGCAUCAAGGCGGCUUCAGCCAGAGUCGGGGAGCACCUGGGGGGCGCGGGGCUGAACCUCCUCAUCAACAACGCUGGAACUGCAAAGGCAAAGUCGCUUGAUAAUGAGACGCUGGAGAACAUGUCCCAGACUUACACCACCAACACGACUGGGCCCCUGCUGCUGAGCCAGGCGUUCCUGCCCUUGCUGAAGAAGGCUGCCCAGGAGAGCCCAGGCUCAGCGCUGAGCUGCAGCAAGGCAGCCAUCAUCAACGUGUCCAGCGCUGCGGGCUCCAUUGAGGAAGUCUAUUUAUGGGAUUAUGGACAAGUUAUCUCCUAUCGCUGCAGCAAGGCUGCUCUGAACAUGCUGACCAAGUGCCAGUCCCUGGGGUACCGGGAGCACGGCAUCCUCUGCGUUGCUCUCCACCCUGGCUGGGUGCAAACAGACAUGGGGAGCUCAGGAUCACAAAAGCCCCCCGUGACGGUGGAUGAGAGUGUACGGGGGAUGCUGGAGGUGUUCUCCUCCCUCUCUGAGAAGGAAACUGGGACCUUCCUGGACUGGGAAGGGAAGGUUGUGCCCUGGUGA
Molecule: messenger RNA, 780 nt
Organism: Gavia stellata (red-throated loon)
Lineage: Eukaryota; Metazoa; Chordata; Aves; Gaviiformes; Gaviidae
Product: C-signal
Exons: 6
Coding region: 1-780 (259 amino acids)
Source: RefSeq, a predicted model, not a curated record